Messenger RNA from Pongo pygmaeus (Bornean orangutan), 1134 nucleotides. It is a transcript of the gene SLAMF8, whose product is annotated as SLAM family member 8. The transcript is spliced from 5 exons. Bases 172 to 1029 code for a protein of 285 amino acids. Gene Ontology annotation, molecular function: signaling receptor activity. Gene Ontology annotation, cellular component: membrane. Gene Ontology annotation, biological process: regulation of B cell differentiation; leukocyte chemotaxis involved in inflammatory response. The record is from RefSeq and is a predicted model, not a curated record. Lineage: Eukaryota; Metazoa; Chordata; Mammalia; Primates; Hominidae.
CCACUUUAUUCUGGAUGUUUUCACUUUUGGGGCAUCCUGUUCUGAGUCAAGAUUCCUCCUUCUGAACAUGGGACUUUCCAGAAGGACCACAGCUCCUCCUGUGCAUCCACUCGGCCUGGGAGGUUCUGGAUUUUGGUUGUCGAGGGAGUUUGCCUGCCUCUCCAGAGAAGGAUGGUCAUGAGGCCCCUGUGGAGUCUGCUUCUCUGGGAAGCCCUACUUCCCAUUACAGUUACUGGUGCCCAAGUGCUGAGCAAAGUCGGGGGCUCGGUGCUGCUGGUGGCAGCGCGUCCACCUGGCUUCCAAGUCCGUGAGGCUAUCUGGCGAUCUCUCUGGCCUUCGGAAGAGCUCCUGGCCACAUUUUUCCGAGGCUCCCUGGAGACUCUGUACCACUCCCGCUUUCUGGGCCGAGCCCAGCUACACAGCAACCUCAGCCUGGAGCUCGGGCCACUGGAGUCUGGAGACAGCGGCAACUUCUCCGUGUUGAUGGUGGACACAAGGGGCCAGCCCUGGACCCAGACCCUCCAGCUCAAGGUGUACGAUGCAGUACCCAGGCCCGUGGUACAAGUGUUCAUUGCUGUAGGAGAGGAUGCUCAGCCCUCCAAGACCUGCCAGGUUUUCUUGUCCUGUUGGGCCCCCAACAUCAGCAAAAUAACCUAUAGCUGGCGACGGGAGACAACCAUGGACUUUGGUAUGGAGCCACACAGCCUCUUCACAGACGGACAGGUGCUGAGCGUUUCCCUGGGACCAGGAGACAGAGAUGUGGCCUAUUCCUGCAUUGUCUCCAACCCUGUCAGCUGGGACUUGGCCACAGUCACGCCCUGGGACAGCUGUCAUCAUGAGGCAGCACCAGGGAAGGCCUCCUACAAAGAUGUGCUGCUGGUGGUGGUGCCUGUCUCGCUUCUCCUGAUGCUGGUUACUUUCUUCUCUGCCUGGCACUGGGGACCCUGCUCAGGGAAAAAGAAAAAGGAUGUCCGUGCUGACAGAGUGGGUCCAGAGACAGAGAACCCCCUUGUGCAGGAUCUGCCAUAAAGGACAAUAUGAACUGAUGCCUGGACUAUCAGUAAUCCCACUGCACAGGCACACGAUGCUCUGGGACAUAACUGAUGCCUGGAAAUCACCAUGGUCCUCAUACCU